Bolinopsis microptera is the source of this 2905-nucleotide messenger RNA. RefSeq lists its product as uncharacterized. The record is from RefSeq and is a predicted model, not a curated record. The transcript has 3 exons. NCBI's taxonomy places the organism in Eukaryota, Metazoa, Ctenophora, Tentaculata, Lobata, Bolinopsidae. Bases 99 to 2075 code for a protein of 658 amino acids.
UUUAGCUGAAAAUGUGAUCGCCUCUGGGGAGACGAACGAUAACUUCUAACUUCUAAACGUGUAAAUACUGAUAUUCUAAUGGAGGACUGAAAUGGAAUAUGCAACGUGUAAAGUCAAGGCCGCGCGAAUCAGCACUACUCUCUGAAGAGGACUCCUUUAUAGAGGAUGUAGUAGAACCGGAACAAGACCUCACCUCACAUUUACUCUCUAACGAGGCCCAGCCCCGGUUAACUGAGGUGUUCAGAGCAGGGGAAGAUGAGCACCACGAGAUGGUGACCAUAGUGAACCCUAGUGUCAGGGAGAGCAGGCUGGAGAGAGAGGGGUUAGAGGUGGGUCCGGGGGUCAACACAACAGACCAUCCUGUGUCUCUGGUUUAUGCUAAUAAUAAGGACCAGUUCUCUGUGGAUAUCUCGUCUCCUUCUCCAGCUAAAACUGUGGAGUCUGAUCCCAUGAAGCCUGGUGGAGAGAUGGUGGAAAUGGAACCGAUUCCAGAGAAUGAUGAGAAGGAAGAAAGUUUGGUUAAAAUUGGCUGGGGAACUCCUGACAGUGGUAAUGUUGCUGAAACAUCACUCAACGGGGAAGGAGACUCUUUUUCUGUACAGACAGAGAUUACAGAUACACCGUCCUCGCCCCUAGAGAUACCUGUUGUUUCUGCCAGUCCAAUUGAAAAGGAGCAGGAGUCAGGGGAAAUUGACAGAAAGGAAGAGGAGGAGGAGAAGGUUACUCCCCAAGAGGGGGAGGAACAUGUAUAUCAUGACAGUGAGAAUACAGUGAACUACGACGAGGUUGACGACGAGGAAGAGAGCGGAGAAAACCUCUACCAUCCAGAACCAGCCGGUCAGUCCAGCUCCUACCGACCUGUUCCUGUGGAAUCAGAGGAAUCAGACGAGCGAUCAAAAACUCCUGAGCCUCAAAUAGACGAUUAUGGGAAUAUUCUAGAUGAGAAUGGACAUCCAAUUAUUAAACACGCCUUCCCUGCUAACUGGAUCCUACAGGAGGAUGAGGGUGACGGUAUCAUGAGAUUUGAAACUGAAGACGGACCUGUGAGAUUCAUGGUGAGUCUAGACAAUGAUGGAGGCUUCGAUUAUCCUAACCCACCGAAUAUCAUGAGACUGGAGAUGGAUGCGAAUCUGAAACACAUCCCUAUCACCCACCGUACUGCCUCUGGUUGUGAGUUCUUUGUGGAUCACGGGGAGUGGAGACUUCAACUUGAAUCAGACGUAGUUAAUCUGCUGCUCAGAAUGGAUAUUGCCCAAGAUUUUGAGGAUGCAACGGGGGAAGUUUUGUGGAAUCGAAACAAAGAUGUUACAAUUGAAAACCUGACUAGAGCUAUGACCAUUUUCAAGGAUUGUGUUUUGGACGAUAGUCCUGUAAGAUGGAUUCUGAACAAAGAUUCUGAUUACAAUCCUAAAAGUAGUGUUUUUACACUUGCUUCUGAGACAAAGGUUGAGAAUAUAAACAGGAAUGUUUCAAUAGCCGAAGGCAUGAGUCUGGUGGAUUCUAAAACAACGGUUUCUAUACCCGAUCAAAGCAACACUGAAGUCCGGAAUGUCCGAAAUUUCUUCAUCAAUGAAGAUUCUGUUCUAGAAAAUCAAGGCAUCAGACAUCUCGACAGCGGAGACUGUAAAAUCGCCGAAAUACUUAACGACUUCCGUUUAACGGAUGACUCCAAAUUAGAGGACCAAGGAACCAGGCACCUGCUUAACAAGGACUCUGAACUGGAGGAGCAGGGUAAGCGGCACUUGCUGUGUGAGGAGGGAGACAUGGUGGAUAUAGUCCGGGAACACAGGUUGCACCAGGACGUCAAGGUGGAGGAUAUCAAACGAGGGUUUCAGAUGUGCGAGGACAGUGAUAGGUUGGAUAUUAAACGUCAUUAUUUGGUCAUGGAUCAGGAGAUUGUCAGGACACCGGCGAUCUGGGAUAAAUCAAACUUUGAGGGAGAGCUGGUCGAUUUGAAAAGUUAUAAGAUGGAAAUGGAUAUGAAAUAUGAAGUAUCUCCUUCUAAAUUUAAACUCAAUCAGUUGGAUAUUGACGAUGAUAUGUUGGCUGAUAUUGAGGAUGAACAAGAUGAGUAAAUGGUUUUUCUAUUUUAGGGUUUAUCAUUUAUUUUUCAGACGAUGCUGUUGUGUUGCUUUUUUAGAUUACUGAAGAUUUAGCGCUGUAAAAAGUUGUGCUGUCGUCGCUCUUUUAAUUUUAGUAUCACAAUUCCUAUUCAUGAUAACAUUGCACAUUUACAUUACAUUUAGAUUGCAUUGAGAUUACAUUUAGAUUACAUUUAUAUUACAUUGCACUGUUUUGCUUGUGACCACAUAUUGCGUAAGCCAAAUUUCGGCUAUUUCAGACACAAGGCUAUUGUUAGCUUUUCCAACCCCCCUCCUUUAGGCUGGCUUACGUAAUAUCUAAAAAACUGAAAAUAAAUAGCAAGCUGGUUUAAAUGUUGAAUAUGUGAUAACAUCGUGAUAUUAGAUAUCAGUAUUCAGUUUACUGUUUAGUGGGCGGACUUUUGUAAUGUAUAUUAUUAUACAGCAGUAACAGCACUAUGUAUUUACUUUAGGUUUUAUGUUUUAGUUUGAUAAUUUUUAGCUUCAUCGAUCAUGAUAAUGAUGAAAUACAUGACUUAUGCAUUGAAACAUACUCUAUGGAAACAAAUUAACACUUGUGAUUUUGCAGUUCAAAUAAACAUAUAUAUAUCAGCCUUCAUUUUCAUUCUGUUGAUCAUAAUAUUUAUUUAAUAUGCCUAAAUAUCGAUGUUAUUUUUGAAAUCGAAAAACACGAUGACACUGAUUUAUGAUUGCUGAUACUGAUUUUAAAAACAUUCUACACUUGUACUAGCACAAGCAUUUUAAAUAAAUAUCGUUUUAUUUGGAACUCAACAGCUUUCGAAAAUGUUACUCUUAAUCUUACU